UCAUGACAACGCGCCAUGACAACCAAAGAACACAAGGAGACAAAGAUAGUUCACAUGUACAUAAUGAUGCCGGCAAAGCUUUUAAACCCUCACCCUGAUGACGGCAGCACAUGGACGUACGCAGACGUCUGCUGCAGUCACUCAUCUUGACUCUCUGUCUACUCUUUGGAAGAAGUCUGCCGGAUACAUCCGGUUCCGUGCGGCGCCAUUUUGAUGAAACAGCGAGGAGGGCAGCAGCAGCUCGGGAUAACCGAAAUGGAUUUUUAUGGAUUUAAAUCGAAGAUUAUCUUGGAUACGUAACUUUCAUCGUGUCAUUAUGGAGCAUAGCGGUGAGCCGAAGAGGAAUCUUUGCGUCCUGACUGCGUAACUGGUGGAUUUUUUCGUUGUUGUUGUUGUUGUUAGGCUAUUCGACAGCAGCUAACAUUGUUAGCCGUUAGCUUGUGUUAGCCUCGAGUUCACGUUGUGUUUGAGCGGCGAGCUAACGCUGGUGUAGCAUGUUAGCCCGUAGCUACAUUUAACGUUUGCACGGUAGAUUACGGUUUCAGUCUAUAACACCCGUGGACACGCUUCCACGCACAUUUCCGUGGACUUUUUGUGGAGCUCGGUAGUGUCUUGUCUUGACUUGAAUUAUAAAGAACUGUUACCCAACAAAAAAACAAAAAAGGCAAAACAUUACCCACACGGACUGAUGCUCACGAAACCCCAGGCCCGCUGCUGCGAGCGACGCUAGCGGCCCCGGGGAUUUCCACCACCACACAAGGACAAUUCACGACGGACUUGGCCUCGUUUUACACCCAUGUGAUAGGUUUGCGGUGUGCUGCACGGACUCUUUUGGAUUUGGUGGCAUCCUGUUUGUGUUUUGUCGGACUGUGACGAACUGACGAGGCACACUGCGCCGCUCCAUGGCGCUCUGGUCUCAAACCUCGAGUAUUUUUCUUUGGCAAUAACAAGGACUCUGUCGUCACCUGCGAGCUGAAACCCUUCCUUUAUCCUAGUCCCUUCUUUGUCCACAGUGUUUUCAGCGUAUUUAAAAAUAAGGUUUACCCCAUUAAAGUCACCAGAUUUAGCCUCCUGUGUUCAGUGUUGACGCUGUUUUUAUUUUGUUCUCAUACCAGGCCUGUGUUUUUUUUUCUUUUUCUUGUUGCUUGAUUUGACUUAAGUGCUUAGACUUGUUUAAAAAAAAAAAAGAAAAAAAAUGUCGUGUGUUCACUAUAAGUUUUCUUCCAAACUGGACUACAACACAGUCACUUUCGAUGGGCUGCAUAUCACGCUCAGCGAGCUUAAAAGGCAGAUUAUGGGCCGAGAGCGCCUCAAGGCCACAGACUGCGACCUGCAGAUCACCAAUGCGCAGACGCGAGAAGAAUACACAGAUGAUGAAGCCCACAUCCCAAAACACUCAUCCGUGAUCGUCCGCCGUACUCCGAUUGGUGGAGUAAAACCUGCUGGCAGGACGUUCAUUGUAGAUCGUUCUGACACAGCUGUGGUGGGAUCUUCUAGACCCGUAUGUAAAACAAACCCAAAAUCAACUCUCUCUCUCCUCCUCCUCCUCCUCUCACCUCUCUCCCUCUUCCCCUCUUUCUGGCUUUAGUCACCUUUCUUGAGAACAUUCUGUCAACAAUAAUUGAGUUGUGUGUAUCUUCUGUUCACUGUGUGUUGGCUACAUUUGUGUUGAGAUCUCAACCUCUAUAUGUCAUUUGAUGUCUUUCUGGGGGGGUUUCCUUGAGUUACAGUUAAAAUAGUUUGUUGUUUCUCUCUUUAAAAAAACCCUGGGUUUCUGUUUUUGAAAUUAGCGGAUUAAAGUUUGAAAUUGUGGCUGAGUGAGAUGAGGUUGAGAAGAGAAACAACAGACUAGCUCCGAUUUGUUUUUUCAAUGCUCUGAACUGACUAAAUGUUGAACUGUUGCCACUUUAUACCUGAUUGAGAAACCAUUUAAACUGUGACUGUAUUUCAUAUUGAAAUGGUUUUGUAGCCUGCUUCAGGCCAGGCAAAUGUAUUUUAAAGGGGUUUGUAAAAGGAAAAUAUGGUAUUUUUGUAUUAUAAUUCAUUGUCAUUUUAUUUUCUGUGAAAAUAUUCUUAUUUAUGUGGUUUAAGAACCCAAAUGAAGUAAAGUGUGGCUGGGAUUUAUUGUAAUUAACUUUACAAGACGAAAGUUGUGAGUGGAAGAGACUCUAUUAGUGAGUUUUAUUUUGAAAAGCUUACCCUGCUAAACUUUAAUUUACUCAAAUCUGUUGUUCAGUAACAUCUGCCAAUGUCAAUUGUUUUGUCCUGUACUAUUUCACCAUGAAGAUGUUCUAUUCUGCUUUGAGUAUGGACUGCACAUAACCCUUAAACCUUAAAGGCUCACAGGUUUCACCCUCGUGAGUUCAAUG
This is a messenger RNA of Larimichthys crocea (large yellow croaker), 2369 nucleotides long. RefSeq names its product E3 ubiquitin-protein ligase RBBP6-like. Gene Ontology annotation, cellular component: nucleus. The coding region runs from base 1196 to 1588 and encodes 130 amino acids. Gene Ontology annotation, biological process: ubiquitin-dependent protein catabolic process; protein ubiquitination; mRNA processing. NCBI's taxonomy places the organism in Eukaryota, Metazoa, Chordata, Actinopteri, Sciaenidae. The transcript is spliced from 4 exons. Gene Ontology annotation, molecular function: zinc ion binding; ubiquitin protein ligase activity. The record is from RefSeq and is a predicted model, not a curated record.